Esox lucius (northern pike) is the source of this 5117-nucleotide messenger RNA. It is a transcript of the gene ankle2, whose product is annotated as ankyrin repeat and LEM domain containing 2. Gene Ontology annotation, biological process: negative regulation of phosphorylation. The transcript is spliced from 13 exons. NCBI's taxonomy places the organism in Eukaryota, Metazoa, Chordata, Actinopteri, Esociformes, Esocidae. Bases 354 to 3374 code for a protein of 1006 amino acids. Gene Ontology annotation, cellular component: endoplasmic reticulum. The record is from RefSeq and is a predicted model, not a curated record. Gene Ontology annotation, molecular function: protein phosphatase 2A binding.
CCCUAAAAGCCAACUUCAAAUUGAUUUUGUGCGACGCUUUACGUGCCCUGUGCGAAAUGGGGAUGAGUCCGAAAGAGACAUUGACAUCAGUUGUAAUGUGCUGGCUAUUGAGAAUGGUAAAAUUAUAUGAAACCUAUAAAUCAAAGCAUACUUAUUCAAACUGACAACUGUGUCAGGUCCUAAUUAAGAUUUCAGUUAACACCCAAAACUAUAGCACGUGCAGUUAUAUAACAUGUUUUGCCGGUAUGCUAUAUUCCAGACCGCUUUAUCCCUCCAAGUAAAUAUACAUGUACCAGGCUGUAUGGAACCACAUAUAAAGGGAAAGUUAUGUUUACUGGUAGCCUAGCUGAAGCAUGGAGGCGGUUCUGAGCAGGCUGAAAGGGCUAAGUGCAGACGAGUUGCGGGAGGAGUUCACCAGGGCCAACCUCAAGUGCGGCCCAAUCACGGCCACCACCCGCUCCAUCUUUGAGAGAAAGUUGGCCCGCGUCCUGGCGGUAGACGAGGGCAGCAGCAGCGCCACAGAGACAGACAGAAGCAGUAAUGCCACUACUGCAGGCUCUGCCACAGACAGCAGUACAUUGGUUGCCAGUGCUGCAGAACAGGCCAAAGCUGUGCAGUCAUGUGCAGCAAAAUCAGCACCCACUGGCACUGACGCUCCUAAGGCUGUCAGUGAUGAGGGGGACUUCGGCUAUGGAAUGGGGCUCAAUCCCCCAGAGGAAGACGAACUAGGCCUGACAGUAAAGUCAAGGACUCCUUGUAAUGUUAGUGUGGAAGACCCUCAUUUUCAGUCAAAAGCAGAGACUCCGUCAAAGUCAGCACAAGUGUCACCAACAUUCUUCUAUGGUGUAUGUCCAUUGUGGGAUGAUGUCUUGACUAGAAGUGAGAGGACCCACGUGUAUGGUGAUAAGAAGGAGGCUCUUCAGGCUGUGAAGAUGAUGAAAGGAGCUCGCUUUAAAGCCUUUUCCAAUCGAGAGGAUGCUGCAAAAUUUGCCAAGGGGAUCUGUGACUAUUACCCUUCUCCCAGUAAAUCUGCCCCCUGUCUGUCCCCUGUCAAACCAGGCCUGGUCUUCUGCAAAGACAAUGCCAGUGUCGUGGAGGUAGACACCAUCAACAGGGAGAGGGCCAACAGCUUCAAGAGCCCUCGCUGCCAGGACCUGACCGCAAAGCUGAGGAAGGCUGUGGAGAAAGGGGACGAGCUGGCCUUCAGUGAGCUGGUGUGGAGCAACCCACGCUAUCUCAUUGGAUCUGGAGACAACCCAACUGUAGUGCAGGAGGGGUGCAGGUAUAACGUGAUGCAUGUGGCAGCAAAGGAGAACCAGCCUGGGAUCUCCCAGCUCCUGCUGGACACCCUGGAGAACCCGGACUUCAUGAGGCUAAUGUACCCUGAUGACCAAGAGGUCAUGCUGCUGAAACGCAUUCGCUACAUUGUGGACCUAUACCUCAACACCCCAGACAAAGCUGGCUUUGAGACUCCACUCCACUUUGCCUGUAAAUUUGGGUGUCCCGAAGUGGUGAAUGUCCUGUGUUCACACCCAGAUAUAGAUAAAAACUGCAUGAACAAAUACAACCAGAAACCUUCUGAUGUCAUUUGUGAAAGAAAAAACAAAAGCCCAGAGGUUAAACAGAAGAUCUUGGAUUAUUUGGAAGAUCGCUGUUAUAUACCCUUGUUGAGGGCCACGGAUAACUCCAUCCAGCCUAUCAUUGGUGGCCCCUGGUCACCUGAGCCAUUAGACGCUCUUCCUCAUUCGCUGUCUCCCAGGCUAACACAAAGUCCCAGGGAUCCAGUGAUGACAGUCAGGGCAUUUGCUGGACCACUCAGCCCAUCUAAGGCAGAGGAGUUCCGCCGUGUGUGGAAGACACCCCCCAGAGAAAGGGCGGGACACUUCCAGCACAUCCUGAAGUCUGAUCCAGACCGUGGUGCCGAGAGGGUGGGCCGCGACCUGGCCAGGAAGCUCGGUCACCCUUGGGCUGAGUACUGGGAAUUUCUGGACAGUUUCACAGACCUGUCAUCUGCUGACGGCCUUCGUAAGCUGGAGGAGUACCUCAACAGGAAAGACUUCAGUCAGCGUGCACACGAAGAGGCAGGGGAGAACGAAACCAGCAACCGCUUCAGAACACCUUCCCCAGGAAAGCCCAUGAAGUUUUGCAACUCAAUCUCAGUGGGGGCCUUCCUGGAUGAGGGUGAUGACAUCAGCUUGGAGGAGAUGAAAAACCGUCAGAAUGCGGCGCUUACCAGCAUCACCUCCUCGGCGUGCUCCAAGGACAGUCUAGUGGGUGCCAUGGGUGGGCUGGGCCUCCGGGAGUUCCAUAUCCUCCCAGUGUCUCACCAUGGAGCUGACAGCCUCAUAGAGACAGCCGCCCAACGAGACCAGCUGUGCUCCCCCGUGUCAGAGAGCCUCCUGUCAUCCGACUGCAACAACGGCCUGGGGGCAGAUAGGACUCUCAACGGGGACUGUGUCUCCCCCCGCACCUCCUCGUUCUCCUCCUGCCUGCUGUCGCCCAUCUCCAACCUCAUGGUGGAGUUCGAAAGGAUGUCCCUGCAGGAGGGUCUGGAUGGCCCCAGCCGGGAGAGGAGGAGGAGCGGGGGACACCGGCACGCUGGGCACAGGGAGGAACUGGCUUACGGGGCGGGCCGUCUUGCGCCGGGCGCCGGCACCAAUGAGGACUCUGUGUUUGACCGGGGCUGUUGCUCUGAGCCAGGGGACAGGGAAGGGAGCGGGUGGAGUGGGAAGUGUGUGGAGGAUGAGGAGGUGGGAGGGGUGGAGGACAGGCCCGGAGCGGGAAGCAGCAGCUCCGAGGAGUACUAUGUGGCUGAGGAGAACUUUGAGGCCCUGGGCCAGAGGACUAGGGGGGCGGGGACAGUGUUGGGCCGCACACUCUGCUCCAGGUCCAAGUCAUGGGAUCACGGCGGGAGGGACCUGAGCAGCUCAGGAUCAUCCAGCUCUUAUAGGUCCCUGGACAACUCACCCGAGUUCCUAACACGGACCCCACCUCACGUCAGAACAGGACUCUUUAUUGAAGGGGAUUCACCAACUAAGUUGGACAGGGAGGUCCUGUUAGCAAUAGAAUCCAUUGACAUUGACCCCUUGAAGUUCCCCAACAUUCACAAAUGGAAGAGCACAAUGCAGACAUACACCUCAUCAGACAUGCAGAGUUGGCCCAGUCCUGCAGUGGUAAAAAGCAGACAACGGGUAUAUCAGGCUUCACCUCUUACACACAACUCCCCCGUCAGCAGCUUGGCGUCGCCAGCUAGGGAUCGAUUCAGUCCCGCACGUCACACUGGUUCUCCAGACUUCACCAGCCCCAGCCGCUACAGUCCUGCACACGCCAGCUACAUCCAGCGCAUCCGCCUCAGGCACUUCAACGACCCCUAGUCAACAACCAGCCUGACCUCUAUUCCCACCUGAAACGAUAGGCUACAUCCCAUGGCAAUGUAUGCCCAAGCUCAAAACCACGUACCCUAACUAAAUAUGCACAAGUGUCUUGAGAAUGUGUAUGAUGUAUGGUACUACUUCUGUGUUGUAUACAGUAUUGUAUACAAGGAAAAACAAGUUCUUUAUUCUGUCCUACGUACUGUAUGAGUGAUCAGUUGACUUUAAUAUUAUUAAUUAUUGAGUAGGAUACGCCUGUAUCUUUUUGAAGAACCCGUAAUGCAGCUGCACUUCCCAAAAGAUUGAGUUGAUGUUCGUUAAACCUCCGAAUAAGAUCUGAUGUUUUUAAAAAGUCAAAUGAAAUGUCAAUAUUGUAGACUUAUUUUUGGUAUGUAAGUAAAUAGCACAAAAUCAAGUUUUUAUUGUGUGUAUUAAACCAACUGCCAGUUCAUUUGUUUCUUCUCAGUUUAGGAAAUGCCUUAAUUUUCUGAAAACAUUGAUCAGCCAGAAUUAACCACGUUCUCUCCAGUUUGUUGAGUUGAUGCAUUCUGAAAAUAGCUAAACAAACUCCAUCCUAUACCAGCUUACUCAGCUUACUCAACAAAUUGCUGCAAAUAUGAGGGAAAUGAUAAUACAAAGUUCUUCCAUGUUUUUAUUUAAUUAAUAAAUCAAUAGAAAUGUGUUCAUUUUCCAGGUACCAUUGUUGUUUCAUCCUGGUCUGUACCUGUGUAGUCUUGACAUUUUCUCUUUUGUCUAACUCAAAAGUGGAACUAACUCUUCUUGGCUUUUCUGAAAGUGUAUAAAGUGCAGCGAGUUCAAACAGGAACAUCCCCCACCACCACCAAACAACAGUUACCGUUCUACACGUCACCACAUUUGGCCAUGUCACAGAGAGAAACAUUUGCAAUGUUAAAGCCAUUUCCCUGAUAGUCGACCCAUUCUGGUAUCUGGGACUCGACCUCCUAGUGACACCACAGUCAUCUGGCACUACAGUAGCCUCCACCUGCUGGGAUUUGUCAGGGGGUGUUGAUGUAGCAUAUUGAGCAUCUCACCGUCUGUAGUUAUUUUAUAUAAUGAUGAAUGCAUUCUAUGGCAGUGACAGUCCCCAAAAAGAGCAGAGCCUAAAUGCCAAAAUGUAAUACAGCCUUGAUGCUUAAAAAGAAAUGUCUAAUGGCUUAUUUGGUGUUUUCUGUUUGAACUGAGAGUAAUCCUAGCUGUACAUAACAGGUUACUGCAGAGUGCAACAAAGAUGUGUUUACUUGUGUUACUAAUGGCUGACUGAAUGUGCCAGGACCUGCUGGAGCCCAACUGUAGCUAUAACUGUUAGAACAGUCAGUUUAAAAAGGUCUGAAACUGCAAGCCAGCAGAGCUGAAGCUAGAAAUAAACAGCUGUUAAUCCAAAUGUAGUGUAAAUCACCCUUACUAUAUAGAUUGUCAGGUUGGGUCAGAAUGAAACAUGAGUAAUAUUGAAUGUGAAUUAAAACCUUGAUCGAGGCACAAAUUUAAUGGAUAGGAUUGUACUGUACUCGUGCUCACAGGUGACGCAGACUUUCCUCUGGUCUCCAAAAAUGUUUUAUGAAUGUGGAGUUCUGUUAAUUGCUCCUAAAUACUUAAACAUGCUUAUUGUGCGUUGGCAUUCUGUGCUUUAUUAAAAAACAGGAUUUAAAACUAUUUCAUUGUACAGUUUCUCUCAUAUGUCCAGUUUAUUUGCUUCCAACUUAUCAAUAAAACAUUUUCCUCACCGUU